AGAAGGUUCAUCGCACAACACACAAAAGUUCUCUAAAUGAAUUCAUUUGUAUGAGUUGUUGUUUAAAAAAAGAAAAGAAAUAUUAUUAUUAGUGCUUUACAUAUACAUACAUAUAACUACUACCGUAUCUAAUUACGAGAUUAUCGAAAACUCGAAAAACACCAUGAGCGACAAAGAAGAUUUGGAAGAUGGCGAAAUUGAGGAUGACGAAGAGGAAGAAAUGCCCGCCGAAGGGGCUAAUAAUGAAAAUGCCAGCAAGCCAGACGGUGAUUCAGAGCAAAAAAAGGCUUCAGAAAAGAAACCUGAGAAGAUUGAGAAGCGAAGUGGCUCGAUGGAAGAUGACUGGACAACAAAUGUCGAAAAAACGAUGGCAAAUAUGUUGAAAAAGGCAGGCGUUGAGCCACCAUUGCCGAAUAUCACGGCAAAAGAGCCAGCGGAAGAGCCUCCCGUUCCCAAAAGUCGAAAGCGUCGCAAGCCAAAGUCGGAACGGAACAAAAACAAGGAAAGUAAAAAGGCGGCGGAUAAUUCGACGCCCCAAAAACGACAAAAAAUGAAUGAAGAUGACGGGGAAGAGUAUGCCGAUGAGUAUGAAAUGAUGAAUGUUCGAGGAGGAUCGCCGCCCCCGAAUAUGGGAACGAUUGUAUUGGAUGAUGAUUCUGUCAAGGGAUCUUCUGAUGCGGAAAGUUACGACUCGGAUGAGUAUCGGAAGAUGUCGUAUGAGGAACGGAGACAGCGGAGACGAGAACAAAUGCGUCAAAAUCGGAGGGAACGUUCGAAGGAACGAGAACGCGAGGAUCGAAGACGUGAUAGGGAGCGAGAACGUGAUCGACGGGAUCGGGAAAGGAAUGAUGACCAUUACGAUCGUCGCGAGCCCCGAAAACUGGAAAUUUGCAAAUUCUACUUACUCGAUUGUUGUGCAAAGCGGGACAAAUGUAGCUACUUACAUUCAGAAUUCCCGUGCAAAUACUACUACCUAGGCAUGAAAUGCCCCCUGAAAGACUGCAAAUUCAAUCAUGGCAAGCCGCUAACCGAUCAAUUCCGUGGCAUCCUGUUGAAGCAUUUGGAAACUGCCCCAAAGGAGAUUCUCGGUGACUUUCCCCGCAUCGGGCGCGAAAAAGCUCUCAAACUCAUGGAUGCACAACACUUGAAGCUGCUCGCGCGAGAACGUGGCGAAAAAGAACCCGACACACUCUCAAACACGCCCAAUAUUCCGUCGCUGCUGGACUCGAUAAUGCCGAAAAAUCGCAACAACAGCCAAGAAAAUCGUCAAAGAAGAUCGCGAUGGUGCGACAUGAAUAUCCCGCCGGCGCCAACGCUGCCCGAUGAACAACAAACCCCCAAAGCGAGCAUUCCGGAGUACAUGAACAUCAAAAAUAUGACGGGAAUUUUGACGGCGAAGCAAAUUGAGCAACUUUUGGAGAUGGGAAUCGAAAGUGUGGACCAAAUAAAGCAAUUGACGCUGCUGCAAAUGGACAAUAUUGGCUUGACAAUCACGCAAAUCAAGGAAGUGCAAGAAAAUGUGCAAAAUUUGGAGAAAGUAAUGCUGGCGGAGAAGCAAAAAGACGAUGAAAACUCGAGAACGCCUCAAGCAUCGCCAUCGCCGCCUCCUGCAACAACUCAGCCAUCUGUGAUAAACAAAGAUUUGGAUUUGCGGAUACCGCCGCCCGAUAUUAUCGCGCCUCCCGUCGUCGUUGACGUCGAUUUGAGAUUUCCGCCGCCUUCGACAACGACUUCCCUAUCGAGUCUUUCCAAUGUUCCCAUUACCAGCAGUGUGGCGUUACAAGCUUUAGACACCUCGAAGCCGCCUCCCUCCGCAGAAAUCGACGAACCACCAAUCGACCCGCAAAAACUGCAAAAUUUCCGUGCCAUGUUCGGCGGCAGUUCGAGCAGCUCGAGUCUCGUCGACUUUUCGCAGUAUUUAAAAGAUGCCAGCAUGAAAGAAUUGUCCGAUGAACCGGCAAAAGAUGACGCAACGCCAAAAGACGAACAAAAUUUCCCGGAAGACGACGAAUCCGAGUUGCAAAUUGACGAGUCGUGCUACAGCGACGAGGAACGCGACAAGAAAAACGAACAAAAGGAGGACGAACCAAAGUCGUCUGACGAAACCAUCAUGUCGCCGGUCCACACGCAAGAAUCCAUCAUCGCCACCCUCAAGGAACUCGAAAAAAUGAAGCAAAAGGAGCAGGAAGAGAAACAAGCGAUGCAAAGUACGUCAAUUUCGUCGCUUCCGACGACAGCUUCUUACAACCCAGCAAUUGAGGGUCUCAGCACUUUUAGUUCGUUUUAUGAGCCAGCGCCCGAAAAGACGGAAAAGCCAUCCACGGAACGUGUUAGACGCAUAUCAAAUGAAAUAAAGUCGCCGUCGUUGAGUGACUCGGCAGACGAAAGUGUCAUCAAGAGACCAAGUAUCUACGAUCACUACUCGGAUGACGAUGAAAAUGAUGAUUACGGAAAUAUUGCGAAGAAAACGGAUAAAGAUAUGCGGAUGGCAGCCAUUGAUACGGACACGGGAGAUAUCGACUUGCGUCUUCCAUUCAAGCCAAUUUUAGCGUCGCUUAUACCAGCGAGUGAGAUAAAUGCGUCGAUAACGGCGCAUCCACCAAUCAGUUAUAAGGUUCAUGAAAUAGAGAUUCCAAAGCCAUCUUUCCGUGGACUAAAACACGCCAAAGGCUCCCUAGAGAACGUGAAUGAUCCGCGACUCGUUCGUCUCUUAGGCUUAAAAACCGAUUCUCGCUCGAGACGUGAUUCGCGCUCAUCUGAUUAUGAUUCCUCCGCUACUCCAAGAUCGCCUGAUCCGGUCCCGAACAAGCCUGCACCUCGUUUGGAUCCUCGUCAACGCCGCCGAGAAGAAUUAGCACAACAAGCAUCCUCCAGUACGUUGAUCUCGUCGCCCAAUAGCACGAACAACAGUCACAACGUCAAAGAAUCCAAUCAGCUCGACAUGCCAGGCCUCAUGGUACUCUUACAGAAAUCCGGAUGGUACCAACAACUCAAUUCAAACAGCAAAAUUAGCGUAAAUCAAACACUCGCACGUCUCUCGGGCGAAAUCAAGAAAUUCCAUCAAGAUCCGGCAUCGGAUAAAGUGUUCGAUUUAAGUCUCGUCGCCGCCGAUCCAAUAAUUCAACAUAUCCUGAACAACUUGGGCGUGUAUCUGAAUGAGCACGGAUACUUUUGUCAUGUGGACGACACGCCGAAGCAACCGCCACCAAUUUUGCCCAAUUUAUCGCAACCGCCGCCCGGUACCUUGCCAAUGAAUUUGCCAGCGGGACUCGAUUUGAACGUACUAAACAACCUCGGAUCGAUUUUGCAGCAGCAACAACAACGCCCAAACUUUAUUCCGCCGCCGCGUCCUUCGUUGCUUGGCAUGCCGCCGCCCUUACUCACAAAUCCGCUGCUAAGUGAAAGCGUUUUAGGGGCUGCCAUGCGAGGAUUGUUACCGCCAUCGUUGAAUGUGCCACCGCCUAAUCUCAUAAAUGAUAAUUUCAAUCGAAGAGCGCCGCCUCUGCAACAUAACGACAGACGCGGGAACAACUGGGGAGGUAAUAAUAACAGAAGAAAUAACGAUUAUCGAUCAGAUCCCCGUAGAAAUCGCGAUUAAAUUAAUUUUUUUUAUUUUUUUUGUAAAUAUGAACAAGACUUUGUCCCAUGGGAAGCAAUAUCGAUGGCUUCCAUUUAAAGCAAGUAACGCGAAAAAGUUUUAAAUUGUAUUGCUUUUGAACUUUGUUCCUCUUCUUCGCCACUCAUUAACAGCAAUUUAGGCUAAUAUUUAACUAAAAGUUAGAUUUUAAGUAAUAAAUUUACUUCUUAAACA
Molecule: messenger RNA, 3811 nt
Organism: Culicoides brevitarsis
Lineage: Eukaryota; Metazoa; Arthropoda; Insecta; Diptera; Ceratopogonidae
Gene: su(sable)
Product: protein suppressor of sable
Exons: 5
Coding region: 164-3598 (1144 amino acids)
Molecular function (GO): metal ion binding
Source: RefSeq, a predicted model, not a curated record